Molecule: messenger RNA, 4010 nt
Organism: Trichechus manatus latirostris (Florida manatee)
Lineage: Eukaryota; Metazoa; Chordata; Mammalia; Sirenia; Trichechidae
Gene: CA5B
Product: carbonic anhydrase 5B
Exons: 7
Coding region: 404-1324 (306 amino acids)
Cellular component (GO): mitochondrion
Molecular function (GO): carbonate dehydratase activity; zinc ion binding
Source: RefSeq, a predicted model, not a curated record
AUUCCAGACCCGCCCAUGACUAUUUUGGCAGGAUGUAUCUGGUUUUUUCAAUGCAGUCUAGAAGCAGGCCUAUCGUUUUUUACUCAGACUGCCUGGAGGGAGCUUAAUCUUUGUUUUCUUCCUACAGGCCAGACAAUUAAGUGGCGUUUCCGGAAGUCCAUUUUUAAAAAAAACGUUAAGAAACUGUGCUCUAAACAGUCUUUUCAUUCUUGUGCAUAAAGAGAAGCCUUUCCCUGGACCUCUACUAUUUUCCAGCCCUGAGGGAAAAGCAAAAAGCAUGAGUCAGUCGUCCCAGGCCCUGCCUUCCUCCGAGGUGACCAGCUUUUCCUUCUCUGCCCUUCUGUCACUAGGGUGUUAGGUUCUUGCAAGUUAUUUGGAUACUGAUCAAGAUUUCAAGCUGAAGAUGAUGGCAAUGAACAGCCUGCGGCUCCUUUCUCAAGCGUUUGCACACACAAUGCCGUGGAGAAGGAUCCAGAUCCCCAGGCCCAUGUCAAGGCGGCCCUGCAGCCUUUACACCUGCACUUACAAAACCCGGAACCCAGCCUUGCAUCCGCUCUGGGAGAGCGUGGACCUGGUUCCUAGGGGCGAUCGGCAGUCGCCGAUCAAUAUCCGGUGGAGGGACAGUGUUUACGAUCCUUGCCUAAAACCUCUCACCAUCUCUUAUGAUCCAACCACCUGCCUCCACAUCUGGAAUAACGGGUACUCUUUCCUUGUGGAAUUUGAAGAUUCUACAGACAAAUCAGUGAUCAGGGGAGGACCCCUGGAACACAACUACCGGUUGAAGCAGUUCCAUUUUCACUGGGGGGCCAUCAACACCUGGGGCUCUGAGCACACCGUGGACAGCAAGUGCUACCCAGCGGAGCUGCACUUGGUGCAUUGGAAUGCGGUCAAAUUUGAAAGCUUUGAGGAUGCGACACUGAUGGAAAAUGGCUUGGCUGUGAUAGGAGUCUUUUUAAAGCUAGGCAAACAUCAUAAAGAGCUGCAGAAAUUGGUGGACGUGUUGCCGUCAGUUAAGCAUAAGAACACCGUUGUGGAAUUUGGGUCUUUCGACCCUUCCUGCCUGAUGCCCACCUGCCCGGAUUACUGGACCUACUCGGGGUCUCUGACCACCCCGCCGCUCUCCGAAUCCGUCACCUGGAUCAUUAAGAAGCAAGCAAUAGAGGUUGAUGACGACCAGCUUGAGCAAUUUCGGACCCUGCUUUUCACGUCAGAGGGGGAGAAAGAGAAAAGAAUGGUCGACAACUUCCGCCCCCUUCAGCCUCUAAUGAAUCGCACUGUCCGCUCGUCGUUCCCUCACGAUUAUGUGCUGAAUAUACAGGUGUAGCCCAAGCAGCAACCCAGCCAUGCUGCCCACUGAGACGAUGACAUCUGGGCAGUAUUUUAUCUUAAUACAUAUUGCCUUUUAAAAAUUGUUAACUAGACUAUUCUAAACAGCUGCACUUUACUAAUAAUUGAUUAUAAUUAUAGAUGCACAUUUCUUGGUAUGGGAGCUUCCCAUCCGUCUGUGCGGAAAGCUCUUUGGUGAACAAAUUCUUACUUUUAUCAGUAAUGAUGUUUAUCACUGAAGUACCAGCAAGACACACAAGAUUCUCUUUUUAUAGCAGCCAGUUGCUGAUGGUGAUAUCUCUUUACGUCUGACUUUUCUGAGCCGCCGUUUUAUGUUUAUGAGUUGGUGGUUCUUUAGAGAUACAGGUAGGAAUGAUAAUCAACAUGUUUGGCAACUGGUAAAGCACAAGAAUUGACCACGCAGAAGACAGGCCCGUCAGAAACAGCCAGCAGCCCAGACUGGUGCGUCCUGGCUGAACAUUGGUGUUGGUCUGAGGUAUACUUUAUUUCAGAGCGUGAAUAUGUACUCUUGUAUAAAGGUUUCUCGAUGAGAAUGUUGGCUGUGAUCUUUCGUUGUCGUUGCUCGUACUUGAUAUGCUCAUUAUCAGUUUACAAUAUAGAAAAUGUAUUUUGUAAUCCAAAGGACUUUUACUUAUAUCAUAGAGUCGUUUUGCAUUCCUGAAGAUCAGAUAUUUUACUUAAAGGCUUGCUCAUAUAGAAAGCAUAUGCAGAAUGUUUGAAAGAAAGUGCUUAAAAUACCUAGAACUUAGAAUUUUUUCAUGGUACAUUUACAGAAAUGUUUUUCAAAAGAUUAAUAAUCAAAUAGUCUAUAGUUUAUGGCAUUAUUUCGCAUUAUUUGUACACGGCUUUAUAGAAUAUGAUAAUAUUUGCCACAAUGACAGAGCUGUCUUGACUGCCUUUUAAAGCUGUCUGAACUUUAUUUAGUCAUUAGUCAAGGUUUUUUCUUUGCAAGGCAGGUGAUCAACUUCAAUCUCCCAAUUUAUACAGUAGUUUAGAAGAUUUUUGUUACAGUAAUAGGGAGAGAAAUUUACCAGAUAGGCUAAAAUCUAGGUCAUUCCACAUAAUUCUGAAGAAUCCAUGCCACUGUCACCCUAGCUUGUAAAUUUCUUGGAAUAUUUCCAACUGCCUAGAAGCCUGUGUUCAUUCAGGCUCAAUGCUGCAUCAAUAACUAGUAGUAUUUUUUCAUUAAUAGGCUAGUCAUCAAGUCUACAAGGGCUGGAGUUGUAUGUGGAAGUGUUUGGGGGAUAUCUCCGCUCCAUAAAAAGGGGAUGAGGGCAUUUGCUUCUAGGGUACCUGCCCUUAUUGGGAAAGGGAAGCAGGUGUACCCGAGGAAAUGUAUAAGAAUCCUUGAAAAGAUGUUGUUAGCUGCCACUGAGUCAGCCCCCAACUCAUGGUGACCCCACGUACAAUGGAACCAAACACUGCCCAGUCACGAUCAGUUGCAGUUAGACCACUGUGAUCCAUAGGGUUUUCAUUGGCUGAUUUUCAGAAGUAGAUCACCAGGCCUAUCUUCCUACUUAAAAAGACAGAGUAAGUUUUAAAAAAAAAUUUUUAUGUUAAUUUUAUGCAAUUGAUCUGCUUCAAACUACAGUUAUCUUAAAAAGGGGAAACACACAAGAUUGGCAUUUUCCAGGGCACCCAGCCUUCCCACUGAGGCCUCUUAUAAAAUCCUAGUACAAAACUCUAUUGCAGUGGAUGUUCCAUGUUGGAGUGAGGACCGAUGUACAGAAUCCCUGACUUCCCCUUCUACCUCAGAGGUACAAAGGAUGCCAUGUUAGUAGGGUGACUGUGUGUCCUGGUUUGCCACUCCUGAUUUACUUAUGCAUGCUAUUCUGACGUAAUUAUUAACAGCACCUCUCUUUCACUCUCAACCAUGUCCUGGUUUACACGAUAAAUUCUGUGGUCACUUUCCCCACAGAGAUUAUGGAAACUGCCUUGGGGAUGUGGUUUCUUCAGUGCCUUAGUCAUAUGACCCCUCAAAGGGGCACUCUAAUUCCUGACUCCUGAUACACCCCUAGCAAGAAACCUUUUACAUUUUUUAUGCCCUCUCAAAAGUGUUUUACGUGCACCUUCCUAGACAGAGAGGAGAAAUGGGCUAAUGGUCUGUCAAAAGGCUGGAGAAAGAACUUUUGUAUUAAAAUUGCUGCUCACCUUCCCUGAAUAAUAUUAGAUCAAUAAAACUCUUUCUUUAUAAUAUUAACAUUUGUUGAAUGACUUUUCCUUCCUAUUCUUUGGAGUAUAUACCUGUUGCAGUGGAGUCAGUGAUGACUCAUGGGGACCCCAUGUGUUACAGAGUAGAACUGCUCCAUAGGGUUUUCUUGGCUGUAAUUUUUACAGAAGCAUAUCGCCAGGCCUUUCUUCUGUGGUACCACUGGGUGGGUUUGAACUGCCAACCUUUAGGUUAGUAAUAGAGCACAAACCCUUUGCACCACCCAGGGACCGUUUGGGGUAUAUAACAUGUCUGUAAAAUAAACUGAGACAUCUUUUAACAUGUAGAUCAGAAAGUAACUGGAAAACUCAGAUGGGAUUUACAGAUAGUCCCUGGUUUACGACAUAUUUGAGUUAUGACAAACUGCACUUACAACUGUCUGUUUUUGUUUGUUUGUUUUUACAUCUUAUCGUUAGUAAUAUGUACAACAUACAAUGUUGCAGCGUGUAAUUUG